AUGAGCUGCUGCCGCCGGCGAGCGCGAUGGAGGGGGGAAAGAGGGGGCGGCGAGACAACACCUGGCCGGGGUUUCCCCGCCCAGUGCAUCCCGAACACGUGGUUCUGCAUCAACCGAUCGGCGCUGACGUUCGUUCCGAUGGACUCCCCGCUCCCGAGGGAGUACCGGCCGAUUCACCGCCCGGCGGCCUCGGCGUUGGAAGGCCUCGGCACCGGCACCGUCUUCGGCGCAGUCUUGAGAGGUGGCACGCAGCAACUCAUAGCAGGUUUGGAGCUCGAAGUCGCUACCUUCGGCGGGGGGUGCUUCUGGCACGUGCGGGACGAUUUUUUGACCAUCCCCGGUGUCCACGAGGCCUCCUGCGGUUUCUGCUGUGAGGAUCACCCACACGCCCCCUUUUGA
Messenger RNA from Ectocarpus siliculosus, 399 nucleotides. Lineage: Eukaryota; Phaeophyceae; Ectocarpales; Ectocarpaceae. The record is from the annotation of a GenBank genome assembly.